Messenger RNA from Phytophthora sojae, 640 nucleotides. RefSeq lists its product as hypothetical. Bases 48 to 296 code for a protein of 82 amino acids. Gene Ontology annotation, biological process: mitochondrial electron transport, ubiquinol to cytochrome c. The record is from RefSeq and is a predicted model, not a curated record. The transcript has a single exon. Lineage: Eukaryota; Oomycota; Peronosporomycetes; Peronosporales; Peronosporaceae.
CGGAAGCGCAGCGGAAGACAGCUCAGCCUCAGCCCACGUAGAGAACAAUGCCGCCCAGCGUGGAGCUCGUCAAGUUCUGGUCCAAGUUCGGCAAGGAGUACGGCCGCACGGUGCGCCACCUGUCGCCGUACGAGGUGCACCCGGUGCGCAGCCUCUUCACGACCAUGCCGUACAAGACCGUCCGCAAGAUCAAGGAGAACGGCCUCGUGCUCAUCCCGGCCACGCUCCUGCUCGUGGGCACCGUCAAGUGGGGCGUCAAGGCCAACGACGAGGAGCACCGCACCCACUGGAGCUAAGCGACGCGGCCUGCCGCAAUCAGAGCUAAAGUGGAGCUCUCUGCGCAGCUCGACGGCGCUCGUCUCUCUCCUCUCUGGAUGCCAAGCGCAGUCUGCCCAGGAUCAGUGAAUGCAGACUAGGAUGCAGGUGCUCAUUCGGAUGAAGAUCAACCAGGGCGGAGUGAAGCAGCAGCAGGGAAGAGAAAGAACGUGACGUCGUGCAGCCGUGCAGCUCGUGGACUUUGUAGCGAGAUGCGAAGGAAAGGAUGCUGGAGCUCAAAGGCUUCGAGCUGUUUGGUGCGCAGGGGGCAGUUAAGUACACGAAAUAAACAAGAAAAAACACGAAGAAAAAAAUGGUGAACAUG